Messenger RNA from Penicillium chermesinum, 2331 nucleotides. RefSeq names its product FAD binding domain-containing protein. The transcript has 9 exons. The record is from RefSeq and is a predicted model, not a curated record. Lineage: Eukaryota; Fungi; Ascomycota; Eurotiomycetes; Eurotiales; Aspergillaceae. Bases 1 to 2331 code for a protein of 776 amino acids. Gene Ontology annotation, molecular function: FAD binding.
AUGGCCCAAGAAACCUAUGAUAUCGUCAUAGUCGGCGCUGGGCCGGUUGGUCUUUUGCUGUCCUUGCUCAUGUCCCGCUGGGGCUACAGGGUGAGGCACAUCGACAAUCGUCCGGUGCCGACCGCCACUGGCCGCGCCGACGGAAUCCAGCCGCGCUCAACGGAAAUCCUUCGCAACCUGGGUCUGAAACGUGCCAUCAUGGCCUAUGGACCCGCCAAAGUGUACGAUGUUGCGUUCUGGGAUCCUCGGGGCGAUGGGUCCGGUAUUCAUCGGACGGGCAGCUGGCCGAGCUGCCCACGCUUCAUCGACACCCGCUACCCAUUUACGACUUUGGUGCACCAAGGCAAGAUCGAGCGCGUCUUUCUGGAUGAGAUCCAGAAGGCGGGUGUCCGAGUGGAGCGACCUUGGACUAUUGUGGGCUUCAACAAUGACGGCGCCAACGCCGACUACCCGGUCGAGGUAAACCUCAAGUCCUUGGAUACCAAUGUGAUUGAGACGGUGCGGACCAAGUACCUUUUCAGCGGAGAGGGUGCACGCAGCUUCGUCCGUGAGCAACUGGGAAUUCAAAUCCACCACAAGGACCCUAUUGCCCACGUUUGGGGUGUGAUGGAUGGUGUCGUCCGAACCAACUUCCCCGAUAUCGAGACUAAAUGUACCAUUCACUCGGAUGCUGGCUCAAUCAUGGUCAUUCCUCGCGAGGACAACAUGGUUCGUUUGUAUGUCCAGAUUGCCUCCUCCACCGACCCCGACUGGAACCCCCGCAAGACAGCCACCGUUGAGCAGGUCCAGCAAUCUGCCAAGAAGAUUCUCAAGCCCUACUGGAUUGAAUGGGACCGAGUCGAGUGGUACUCGGUUUACCCUAUUGGCCAAGGUAUUGCUGAGAAGUAUACCUUGGACGAGCGUGUGUUCAUGGGCGGCGAUGCUUGUCACACUCACAGCCCCAAGGCUGGUCAGGGUAUGAACACUGCUUUCCACGAUGCCUUGAACAUGGCCUGGAAGCUCCAUGCCGUCGAGACUGGAUUUGCCGACCGUUCGAUCCUGAGCACAUACGAGAGCGAGCGCAAAGACAUUGCCGAAACUUUGCUGAAUUUCGAUGCGAAGUAUGCGGCGCUCUUCUCCAAGCGUCGUCCGAACGCCGGAGAGGUCUCUGCCAGUAAGGCCGUGGCCAAGGAUGAUGGAGAGGAAGAGGACGAGUUUGUCAAGACGUUCAAGUCGUCUUGCGAGUUCACCAGUGGAUACGGAGUAGCUUACAAGCCCAAUGUCUUCAACUGGGACUCGAGCCAUCCGGCCAAGUCCUCUUUGUUCAAUAUCCCCGGCGUUCGUCUAGUUUCUGGUCGCGCUCUCACUCCCUCCACAGUGACCCGUCUUGCGGACUCCAACUUUGUCCACUUGGAGCAGGAGGUGCCUGCCAACGGCUCGUUCCGCAUAUUCAUUUUCGCUGGAAAGCAAAAGAAGACCAAGAAGGCUAUCGCCGACCUGGCUGCCAAUCUGGAGAAGGAGCGCUCAUUCCUGUCCACAUAUCGCCGAUCUGAUAUUGCAGAGACCGAGGUCGACAUGGAUUCCAUCCCUCAGGUUCUCCGCGAUUACCAUCACCACCUCUAUGCGGAUGACAUUCCCGAUAUCCGGGUGCCAACCGCGAAGUUCUCUGCCCAUGAGAAACUCGGUAUCGACGCGGAGAAGGGAGGCGUCGUUGUCACCCGCCCCGACAGCCAUAUUGCAUGCACUGUCCAGCUGGUGGAAGGAAGUGGCACCGUCGAUGCUCUCAAUGAGUAUUUCAACUCAUUCUCAACAAAACCCUUGGGGCAAGAGUCACAGCAGAGCCGGCUCCGCAUCUCGCUCCAAUAUUUGAAAAUGCUAUCUCUGAUUCUGAACGCAGAGCUGGAGGGAGUCUCCAGUCUCCAGCCGACUGAUACUGAAGAGAACCCCUACUACUAUACGUUCCGCGUGCAAUGCAAUUCCUGCCACGAGGUGCACCCAAACUGGGUCAGCUUCAACCGCUUUGAGCAGCACGAGAUCCCCGGUAGCCGGGGUGAAGCGAACUUCGUCUGGAAGUGCCGUUUGUGCACGAAAACCCACUCUGCAUCGGUCGUUGCAGGGCCGCACACCUUCGAGGUCGAUGAGAAGAAGAAAGGGCAAAAGAUCCUGGAGUUGGACUGCCGUGGUCUGGAGUUCACCGAAUUCAAACCUGAUGGCGAAUGGGAGGCAAAGGGUACCGACUCCUCCACCCCAUUUACUGGCAUUGACCUUUCUGAGGGCGAAUGGUAUGACUAUGAUGAGAAGGCUGGGGAGGAAGUUAGCAUCAAAGAAAUCACUUGGUCAAUUGGCCGCUGA